GGAAGGAGCGGGAAGCCAGUUAGUCAGCAGGAUCACAUGAGCUCCGUUCAUGUGACCGAUUCACGUGUUCACAGCAAUAAAUAAGACCAGACCAACCGUAAAACAACAGGCAGAGACUGGAGGGUCGAACUGGGCCGACCCGCAGAGUAAGGUGACACCAAAAACCCAUCAAUAGGCGACAGAAUGUUGUGUGUUACUCUCCUGGCUCUGGCUGCCAGCUUGUCUGUGAGCCUGGCCAAACCCCACAUCCAUCCUCUGUCCAAUGAAAUGAUCAACUACAUCAACAAGCUCAAUACUACCUGGAAGGCUGGCCACAACUUCCGUGAUGUUGACUACAGCCAUGUCAAAAACCUCUGCGGCACUCUGCUUAAGGGACCUAAGCUGCCUAUCAUGGUUCAGUAUGCAGGAGGCAUGAAGCUGCCAGCAGAAUUUGAUUCCAGAGUGCAGUGGCCCAACUGUCCCACCCUGAGGGAGAUCAGAGACCAGGGCUCCUGCGGAUCCUGCUGGGCGUUUGGUGCAGCAGAGGCUAUCUCUGACCGUAUCUGCAUUCACUCCAACGGGAAGGUCAGUGUGGAGAUCUCCACUCAGGAUCUGCUCACCUGCUGCGACAACUGUGGAAUGGGAUGUAAUGGUGGCUAUCCUCCAGAAGCUUGGGACUUCUGGACCACAGAUGGACUGGUGACUGGAGGGCUCUAUGACUCUCAUAUUGGUUGCAGACCGUACACCAUCGAACCCUGUGAGCACCACACCAACGGCAGCAGACCUCCCUGCACUGGGGAGGGCGGCGACACGCCAGAGUGUGUUAGAGAGUGUGAGGCUGGAUACACACCAAGCUAUGAAAAGGACAAACACUAUGGUAAAACAGCUUACAAUGUAGCACCAGAAGAAGAUCAGAUCAAAGCAGAGAUUUACAAGAAUGGCCCUGUAGAGGGAGCGUUUGAGGUCUACGCAGAUUUCCCUUCCUACAAGUCUGGUGUGUAUCAGCACGUGUCAGGAAUUAAAUUGGGAGGCCAUGCCAUUAAGAUCCUGGGCUGGGGAGAGGAAAAUGGUGUUCCUUACUGGCUCUGUGCAAACUCCUGGAACACUGACUGGGGUGAUAAUGGAUACUUUAAAAUCCUCCGUGGAUCAGAUCACUGUGGCAUUGAGUCUGAGAUCGUGGCUGGAAUUCCCAAGUAAAUCCCAAGGUUCUAUGCUGCGUCACCGCCAGAGGGCGCCACACUCCACUGUCAUUGGAUAAAGUAUACUUCUGCACAGCAUGGCAUUUGAGGAGGGGAAUUCAAACUCCUCUAGUUAUUAAGUGAAUUUUCAGAUUGGAGACAAACUGUUGUUGCACACAAUUUAAAAAUGUUUUCCAUGUUGGUCUGUUUUAGGACGCUCCCAUAUUUUACUUCAUUUUUUUUCUCUUUCUUUUAAUUGCUUGGAAAGAAGAUCUCGUUAUAAAGAUGAAACAAUUCCUGUGUUGCAACGAUGAAAAUUGAGGACCAUUUUCAGAUCCACGCAGCAUCAAACUGAAUGGAGUUUUUAAAAACACUCCAGUGAGCAGAGAUGUUUCUCAGAACAUAUUUCAUCAUGCAAUAUGAUGCUUUUCUUUUUUUUAAAUGACAAAUUAUACUCUGUACUACCGAAUGUCAUAAUGUACUGCCUGUAAUGGGAGCUUGUUAUUUUUAAAGUAGAUUACAAUGAGGUGGAGUGAGAUUUUUACUGCCAAUAUGAUCAGAUGCUGGGAAUUGUACAUUUGAAUUUAUUAAAUGAAUCUUUGGUUGCCAG
Molecule: messenger RNA, 1767 nt
Organism: Gambusia affinis (western mosquitofish)
Lineage: Eukaryota; Metazoa; Chordata; Actinopteri; Cyprinodontiformes; Poeciliidae
Gene: ctsba
Product: cathepsin Ba
Exons: 11
Coding region: 184-1176 (330 amino acids)
Biological process (GO): regulation of catalytic activity
Cellular component (GO): lysosome
Molecular function (GO): cysteine-type endopeptidase activity
Source: RefSeq, a predicted model, not a curated record